This is a messenger RNA of Ixodes scapularis (black-legged tick), 639 nucleotides long. RefSeq lists its product as uncharacterized. Lineage: Eukaryota; Metazoa; Arthropoda; Arachnida; Ixodida; Ixodidae. The record is from RefSeq and is a predicted model, not a curated record. The transcript has a single exon. The annotation marks the transcript as partial.
UCUGGAGGUGUAGAGACUAAUCCGGGUCCUGUUACCUCAAGUGAAAUCCUACGCGAAUUGCAGAAGCUGUCUGCAGGUCAAACUAAACUCAUCGAGGAGGUAAAGGGCCUAAAACGUCAGCUGCAGAUAACCGAUAGGACCAUACCGGACCUAGGCAGGCGGAUGACUGACCUGGAGGGUCAUUACCAAGUCCUUUCCACGCCACGUGCUGAGGUGGAGGCCACGGUGACCAGGGCCGUCCACGCGGCUCGUCAGGUCUCUGACCUUGAGGACCGUGUGGGCGACACUGAAAAUCGAUCCCGACGAAAGAAUCUAAUAUUUUAUGGUGCGCCCGAUCCCUCACCUGCAGAGACUUUUGCCCAGUCCGAACAAAGAAUCAUUCGCCUUUGCUCUGAACUUUUUGAUGUAACAUUAGACUCGAAAGAAAUAGAACGUGCCCACCGCCUCGGGCGUCAUUCGGUCGAGCGUCCACGACCAAUAAUAGUGAACUUCUCCUGUUUUAACAACGCACGGAAACACCUCCUUGCCUUUGCUAGAGGCAAAUCUGCUCCCUUUUCUUUUCGCUACAAAACACUGCUCAUCGGCUCAAAACGUUACGUUUUCGAUGAAUCAUGCCAAUCAGUCAAAGAAAUCUCAUAG